AUGCGUUGUACUAUAAAACUUGGGUUUGCCCGAUCGGAAACGAAAUCGGACCUAAUACUGUUCCUUGCAGUACACCUUUCCCCAAAUAAGCGCAUACAAGAAAUCUGUUGUAAGGCCCUUAAGGUUCUCGGUUUCAUCCUUCGCUCUUCUAAAUUUGUCAAUCUAGUCAUGAACCUCAAAAUCUUGUACUGCGCCCUAGUGAGACCCAUCGUUGAGUACGGCAGUGUGUUAUGGGGUCCAGAAACCACAGCAGCUAGUGUUGAGCGAGUUCAAAGAAGGUUUCUCCAUGCCGUUUCUUUUUGUCCGAUUAUUCCCUGUCCGAUACCCCACGACUACUCUCUUGUCUUAUGUGAGCUACAAUGA
Messenger RNA from Cinara cedri, 363 nucleotides. Lineage: Eukaryota; Metazoa; Arthropoda; Insecta; Hemiptera; Aphididae. The record is from the annotation of a GenBank genome assembly.